Molecule: messenger RNA, 936 nt
Organism: Corylus avellana
Lineage: Eukaryota; Viridiplantae; Streptophyta; Magnoliopsida; Fagales; Betulaceae
Source: RefSeq, a predicted model, not a curated record
AUGGUUUUGAACCUGGAAGCUCAAAGAUUGGCUGGCUCCAUAACGUCUUCUAUUGGAAAUCUUACUUACCUUACUGGAAUCAUUCUGGGAAACAACAAUAUUUAUGGGAAAAUUCCUCAAGAAAUGGGAAAACUACGGCACCUGCAGGAUCUCAACUUGAGUCAUAAUUCCUUUGGUGGGAACCUUCCAAUUAAUCUAAGUCAUUGUACACAACAUAGAGUGCUUGAUGUUGUUGACAACAAACUAGUUGGGCAGAUUCCAGAGCAGUUUAGUUCAUUGUCAAAGUUGAUUUUCCUGCAACUUGCUGUGAACAACCUUACAGGAAGUAUCCUAGCGUGGAUAGGAAACUUUUCUUCGUUGCAUGUUCUUUCCCUUCUUCGGAACAAUCUACAAGGGUGUAUACCUAGUGAGCUUGGCCAUCUAUCAAGCCUGGAAUUUUUUCACAUUGGAGCGAAUAAUCUAUCUGGUACUAUCCCUCCUCAGAUUUAUAAUAUAUCUUCCAUAUACUUGUUCUCUGUUACUCAAAACCGGCUGCAUGGAAGCCUUCCACCAGAUGUUGGCUUUACUCUUCCUAACCUUGAAACAUUUGUUGGUGGUCUUAAUAGUUUCACAGGACCUAUUCCCGUGUCAUUGUCAAAUGCUUCUAGACUUCGGUCCCUUAAAUUCGGUCAUAAUGAUCUCACUAGGACAGUGCCUCAAAAUCUAGGAAGAUUACGUCACUUGGUUUUGGCUCUUGGUUAUAAUCAAUUUGGUGGAGUACUAUCCAACUCCAUAGCCAACCUUUCCUCCCAGCUGAAUAGUCUUACUUUGGUUGGAAAUAUGAUACAUGGAGGAAUACCCAUUGGGAUUGGGAACCUUGUUAACUUGGAUGCUCUAGGAUUAGAAAAUAACUAUUUGGGUAGUCAUCUCCCGGAUGCUCUUGGAAAGCUCCUGUAG